AUGAACCAACGUCUGCAAUGGAACGAGCAAGAGAGGCAUUCCGAGUUUAUCAUGACGACUGAGACCACUGAUGCGAACUCGGAAUUCCAGAAACUCUUACCUGUAUGCUGGUUGUGGGAGUCACUCGGUGGACGGAUUUGUUUUGAAACUGACCAGAUCAUCAUCAUCCAGAGUAAAAGGGAGAUUUCGUUCACGUGGACAGAAGAGAAAGCUGCGAAGGACAGAGGGCAAAGUCUCAGAACUAUUAUUAGGAAGAUACCACAAAAGACAUCAUCGACGUGGAAUACGAUCGGCUCGGUGAACACGUACGAGGCUGUACGAGAGUCUCAAAAACAAAAAGAGAUACACGAUAAAAGAGGUCUUGAGAAGGAGAGAAGAGCAGAAGUGUUCCCAUCUGUACCUUAA
Necator americanus (New World hookworm) is the source of this 405-nucleotide messenger RNA. RefSeq lists its product as uncharacterized. The transcript has 3 exons. The record is from RefSeq and is a predicted model, not a curated record. Bases 1 to 405 code for a protein of 134 amino acids. NCBI's taxonomy places the organism in Eukaryota, Metazoa, Nematoda, Chromadorea, Rhabditida, Ancylostomatidae.